Messenger RNA from Linum trigynum, 1536 nucleotides. The record is from the annotation of a GenBank genome assembly. NCBI's taxonomy places the organism in Eukaryota, Viridiplantae, Streptophyta, Magnoliopsida, Malpighiales, Linaceae.
AAUAAGUAGGUUUAACGUUGGAGUGCUUAGAAUAAACUGAAGAAAUAAUGUGAACAAACAUUGAAGAAGAAUGAGGAGGAGGUCGCAUAGCCCAAGUGGAUGGCUGGAUGCAACUUUGUUACCAAUACUUUUCAAUGACCUUCUGGCUAAAUUACACGUUCGGUCACUCAAAUUAUAUGAAAUUUUCAGUUUUGCCACCCGAAUUACUUUUCUGUCAUAUUAGCCACUAACUUUACUAUUGUUUUCACCAUUAGUCACCAACCGUUAGUUUCCGUCAAACUCCAUUAACACCGUUAAAUUUUUAAUGACGUGGCAAACUGAAAUGCUGACAGAAUAGUUAACUUAAUGACAUAGCAAUUUAAAAAAUAUAAAAAUAAAAAUCAAUAACGAAUGGUUCUACACCUCCCCCCCCUUCUCUCAGCAAAAAGCAGAACCAGGAGAAGAAGAAACAAUUACGUGGCUGGUGAUGACGAAAUCAACCUCAAUGAAUCCAAGGCAGAGGGUGGUUCCGCUCAACACCUGGGCACUAAUCUCCAACUUCAAGCUAGCUUACAACCUCCGCCGCCGCCACGACGGAGGCUCAUUCAACCGCGAGUUCUCCGAGAUCGAAAGGGAAGGAAGUGGAGAGGAAAUUGGCGGAGGAGAACCCCAAUCCCAAAUCCGACAUAACCCCAGUCCGUCGUCCAGAUUUCCACCUCCGAAAAGAACUAUAGCCCCGUACCAAUAUUCACCUUCGACAAAAACCCAGUACCCUGUCGACCUUGGAGCGGCGACGGCGGUGGGUGAAUUGGAGAAGGCACAAUCGAUUGGAGCUCAAUUUGCUAGGUUCGGCGCCGCCGCAAUCUAUUACUUCCUCACAGGUGAUACCGGUUCGAGCCGUUCGAGCUUCUUGUUCGGGAACUGCAGUGACGAUCUUGGCCCCAGAAUCUUCGGCCUGUUUUGCGAUACUGGAAUGAGUGGUGACGGGAAGCACGGGUUCCUUCCACGACGACGGUGGUUUUUGUCGAAGUGGAGGAAAGACGGCGAAUUGGAAUUUGGAAGGGGUUGAGUUUAAUUUUGUUUUCUUUUUAGUCCUUACAAUAUAAAUAAAAGAAAAUUAAGUAACAUGUUUUGGUCAAUUUGGUUGGGUGAGGCAGAUUUGGUGGUCAACUUGCAUGACUUCUUCUUUUUAUCAGUCUAGUCAGCACUUCCGUUUGCCACGUCAUCAAAAUUUUAACGGAAUUGACGAGUUUAACGGAGAUUAACGGUCGGUGACUAACGAUGAAACGAAUCGUAAAGUUAGUGGCUAAUAUGAAAGAAAAGUAAUUCGAAUGACAAAAGUGAAAGAUUUAUAUAAUUUGAGUGACCAAAUGUAUAAUUUAGCCAUAACCUUCUGUUCAAAUUUGGUGUGCACAUUUUGCGCUACUAGUUUGUGGGGAUAACAUAAAAUAGCGAAUCAUCUCAUCUUAAAAAUUGAGAACCCGCAACAACAAGUACCUAGAAGUAAUUAAGUGAAUCGAUAUCAUUUAGAACAACCGAUAAAGGAUCCUCGUUUAU